Messenger RNA from Trichophyton verrucosum HKI 0517, 1590 nucleotides. RefSeq lists its product as uncharacterized. The transcript has a single exon. Lineage: Eukaryota; Fungi; Ascomycota; Eurotiomycetes; Onygenales; Arthrodermataceae. Gene Ontology annotation, molecular function: protein binding. Bases 1 to 1590 code for a protein of 529 amino acids. The record is from RefSeq and is a predicted model, not a curated record.
AUGUGGCACAUUUUCACCUCGGAGUGGAGUCAGAUACUAAACCAAUUUCUUGCGGUCAUAGUAUGGCUACAGCAAAAGCGUGAUUCCUAUGAACGCAGGUUGGUCGAACUUGAAGAACACUUUUGCAUUACAGAGGAACGCGUACGUAUCCUAAAGAGCGAAGAGGGUGAUGCCAAAUCGGAGCCAUUGGCGAAUAUACGUGAUCUUGAGGUGCUCCCGUCCCAUUUUGGCGACGCUUCAAACACUGUGUUUAUUGAAUGGGUGUAUCUCAUCGAUCUUGAUGAGCAGGUAUUCUCUGUGAAUAAUCGUGUCUUCUUCAGACUUUGGAAUAUCCCUCGGGAUACCUGGAUUACACCAUUUGAGUCAUGGGACCUCUCCACUGAAAAAUGUCCUGAAGCUUCAUUAGAGCCACUCAUUCCCGACUAUUUCGCCGACGAUGCUGAGCGCGACAGGUAUAACGAGAUGUACAAAAGAUAUCAGCACUCCGACCUGUAUGAAUUUUCGGCUGGCGUCAAUUAUAAUCCGCGCAAUGUAAUGGCUCUAAUGCUGUACGAAUACCUACUACACCCUUCUCACUCAGCCAUGUGGGAUUAUGUUCCCCAAUGGGGAUAUACAGACUUUGCCUUUCGAGAAUUGGCAUUUGCUAUCCUAUCACUAGCAGCUAGUGAAUUUCACCUUACUGAUGUCCAGAAGUUACAUGGCCACUACAGACAUCAAUCUUCAUCACGUGGAUUUUUAGUUCAAGAUGACGCUCAUGAUGGAACGGAGGUUCUACCCAUCCUCGGGGCAGGAUGCCAUACCUCAGUUACCAAACCUGGAUGCGCGCCCUUAGAGACUAUGUACUACUUUCAGGGUAUCCUUAUCAGUCUUGUCACUGCAGAGGCACUUUUUCACGAGAGGAAUGCUGCUAUAGCAAAGGCCGUGGAGGUUGGGCUUCAGAGUGGAAACAAGGAAUUUGAAAUAAUACUUUUCUCAAUCAAGUGUAUGAUUGUGGUGAAAGUAUCCGUGGAGGAUGAUGUGACAUCAGUCGCACAUUCGGGGGUACUACCGAUCACCAAUGGAGGCGCAGCUCCAUUCCCCCCUGUUGCCGGUACAGAGUCAGCCCUACAGGCACAUCCGGGAUUUGCAAUCCUUCAAAUAAUGUUUGAACAGCAGGCCCAGAAGGACCUUCAACAAUUCAGCCGAGGUGUGUUCCCGCCAGAGAUAUACGCUGAAAUCCUCUCGUAUGUCGACCCCUGUACCGAACUUGCCUGCAGCAAAGUCUCUCCCGUUUUUCGUAGCAUCUGCCAGGCACAAGUGACUACCCCCGAUGGACUAGUCACCAAAUUUGAGACUAUAGACGGUGAAGAAGAUAAGCCGAGGUCCUACCAUCAAUUGGUCCCUUUUGGUACGUUCACAUUCAAGGAUAUGAAAGUAGCAACGGUUGCACAGCCCUGCCGCCAUUUUGAUGACUUUCCAACCGCGUUUAACGGACCUCAGUGGUGUGCUAUCAUUGGUACCGGAGAAAGGAAAUGUGUUAUCGCCCAAGCCCGUAUCCCCAUUAUUACGACUGACCUUGACGAAGAACAAGAUGAAGAUAGUGAUGACUAG